Messenger RNA from Talaromyces atroroseus, 687 nucleotides. RefSeq lists its product as hypothetical. The record is from RefSeq and is a predicted model, not a curated record. The transcript has a single exon. The coding region runs from base 1 to 687 and encodes 228 amino acids. Lineage: Eukaryota; Fungi; Ascomycota; Eurotiomycetes; Eurotiales; Trichocomaceae.
AUGCAUUUCCUCCUCCUUGGUGCCAGUGGACGGACCGGCCAGCACGUCGUAUCUGAAUUGCUCUCUCAGGGCCACACAGCGGUGGCCCUUGUGCGUACCUGCAGCAGCCUCGCCGCUCGCCCCGGCCUUACUAUCGUCACUGGCUCGGUACUCUCGAAAUCAGACAUACACAACGCUCUUUACGCGGUGCCUUCUCUAUUACCUUCUGCGGCGAUCAUCACCUUGAACACAGUUCGCAAGUCUGACAGCCCUUUCGCAGCUCAGGUCUCACCUCCUCGCUUUCUAGCCGACUCAUGCGCCAAUGUCUGCGAGGUUCUGGAGCAGGCCGGCAUUCGUCGCGUGGUGGUUAUGUCGACAGCAGGGGCAGGAGAUUCAUGGGCUAGACUACCGUUGUUGAGUAAGGCAUUCAUGUCAUGGACCAAUGUCAAGUACGCACUCGAGGAUCACGGCCUCGUAGACAAGGAGAUUCGGGAAACGAAGAUGGAUUGGACUCUUGUGAGACCUGUGAGGCUGGAAUUCGACGAUCAGAAGCCAACUAAGACGAAAAGAGACGUGAGGACGCUGGGCAGCAAGGGCGAUGGAAUGAGCUUGACCGACAGCGUAGGUGUAGCUAGUGUAGCAAAGUUCAUGAUCAAGGUUGCGGUCAAAGGGCUUUUCAUUCAAAGCGCAGUGGUCGUGGCCGAUUAA